Suncus etruscus (white-toothed pygmy shrew) is the source of this 712-nucleotide messenger RNA. RefSeq names its product putative transmembrane protein 217B. The transcript has 3 exons. The record is from RefSeq and is a predicted model, not a curated record. NCBI's taxonomy places the organism in Eukaryota, Metazoa, Chordata, Mammalia, Eulipotyphla, Soricidae. Bases 107 to 712 code for a protein of 201 amino acids.
CAUCACUACCUGAGAAAGAACAACUGCUCUGAACCGAAGACCAAUCAUUCAAGCAGAAGCUUCUUGGAUGAGUACAUAGGAAACACAAUGAUAAAACUAGCCCAAAAUGAACAGGAAGUACUCCUUGAUGUCGGGCAUCUUCACGGUCCUCAACAACAUCCAGGAAUUAAUAUUUGGCCUGAACCAGCCGGUGUGGAUUGGCUUUGAUGAACAACAAUAUAAUCUCUUUAUGGAGGUAAAGUCCAAAACGGUCCACUGGAUCCUGGUCAACUUGCUGACCAUCACAACUGUUCUCUCCAUCAUCACCAUAAUCACCAGCAUCUUCUUCCUCUAUUGCCUCCACACCAAUAACUAUAUGGGCCUGGUGGUCUAUAGCAUAUGGAUCAUUAUCUAUGAGCUCAUCUCUUUCUCCUUGAAUCUGAUUUCAGCAGAGAUCAUCAAAAAUGAGUUUAAGGAACUUAAUUACCUCAACUUUACCUUCCAAAUACUACGCAUGCUCCUCCACUUCCUGGCCCUGCCCUUCAUCGUCAAGUAUAUGUACAGCCUUUACCUGGAUUCCAAGAUCCGAGUCCAGGAGUCUCGCUGCAGGCCCUCGUUGGGCAGUAUGACCAACAUGAGAUUGCCCCACGGAUACCUGGUUCUGCUGAGAGGAGCCUUAUUGGAACAGGGCUGUCUCAUGGAACUCAGUCUUGCUCCUGAAAAUUUUCUGUAA